Cetraspora pellucida is the source of this 1659-nucleotide messenger RNA. Lineage: Eukaryota; Fungi; Glomeromycota; Glomeromycetes; Diversisporales; Gigasporaceae. The record is from the annotation of a GenBank genome assembly.
AUGUCAUUCGAAUCAGUUGGUCAAAACAAAUCAAUAAGUGAAAAUGUAACGAAAGAAACUUCGACUUCACCACUUCAAGAUAUUAUUACACCAAUAGUAACAUCAAUAGUUCAACAGCCACCAUCAACAACUUCCACAUCAACAAAUAUAAUAUUUCAAACUUCUUCGUUAUUAACGUCAUCAUUCAGAAUCCAAAAUUCUCAAAUUCCCAAUUCUCGUAUACCAACUUUUAAAACUUUUCAACAUAAAACUACCUCAUCAAUCGUUACAAAAUCCCCUAUUAUAAAUGAUCAUUAUGAGAAGAAAUCUCAAGAUAUAUUAGAAUAUAAUACGAUAGAAUUUUUUGAAAAUGAACAAACAAAUAAUUUAAAUGAUUUAGGUGGUGACGUAUCCAAUUUAAAUCAUUUAAAUAAUGGCGGUCCUUUCAAUUUAAGUGAAUCUAGUGGUGUAUUAUCAAGUUCGAGUAAUACCGCCGGUCAAAAUGGUCAUUUAAGAAGAUGGCAUAGUAGUAAUUCUGGUCUUCAUCAUUCUAAAAGUACAACUUUUGGAAAUUCAAAUUCCGAAAAUGAUGAAAUUAGAGCAAUAUAUGAACGUUGGAAAUUGGUUUUGCCUAAAGAUGAUUCAAUUUUUGACCAAUAUAGCUCAUGUGUUGAUAGGUAUGGAUUUAUAACGUCAUCAGACGGAAAGAGCCCUGCUCCUCCCUUAUCACAUCAUGAAUUAAGAAUUGAAAAAAAAGAGUCUAUAAGAUCACUAAAGUGGGCUUUAUGGGUAUCUUCAAAUAAAUUUGUUAAAAAAUCUGGAAAAUUUGGCUGUAGUAGUUAUGUUUUUCCUUGGGAUAAAAAGAUGUUAUUAACGUUACCUUCACAACACGAAAAACAAAUUGAUCUGGAUAUUCCACGUACUUUACAUUCUCAUAUUAUGUUUCGAUCUAGAUAUGGCCCUGGACAAAGGGCUUUAUUUAACAUACUUCGCGCCUUUUCAAAUUAUAAUAAACAAAUCGGUUAUUGUCAAGGAAUGACAAAUAUUGUAACGAUUUUAUUAAUGUAUUAUACUGAAGAGAGCGCAUUUAUAAUGUUAACAAAAUUAUUCACAAAAUGUAAUUUACAUAACUUGUUUAUACCUGGAUUUCCUGCAUUAUUGGAAAGUUUUUAUGUUCAAGAAAAAUUAUUGUUAAAAUAUGCUCCGAAAAUUGCCUCUCAAUUUAAUAAGAUACAAUUAUCAACAACCGCAUAUGCAACAAGAUGGUAUAUAACUUUAUUUACAAGCGAUGUUGUACCUCAUCAUACUGUGCUCAGAAUUUGGGAUUUAUUAAUGUUACAUGGAUUUGACAUAUUAUACUUUGUUGCUGUUGCUUUAUUAAAAUAUCAUAAAGCAACUCUAACAACGUCAUCAUUUGAACAUACGAUGAUAAUGUUAUCAACAACAUUAGUUAUAACAGAUGAUGAUAGGUUAAUAAAAAAAGUAAAAAAGAUGUUUGAUCUUAAAGGUAGAAAAGCAUUAAUAGAUACUUUAAAAGCAGAGUAUAGAAGUCAAUUUGAAACCAGUUUUUCAUAUGUUGAACCCGAGUUUAAUUCGGUUUUAAUUCGGUUUGGACAUAUGAAAAAUAAAUCUGAUUCCCAAAAUUUACUUAUAACCGAUAACGAUAAAUGUGAUAGGUAA